ACAGGCAACAAUGUUCCAAUAAUAAACGUGAUACAUUUCUAUAUUCAGCGGUCGGAAUUUUGUGCACCACUGCUCCUCUUGGCUGACGAUAUGUAUUUCAUAUUACAACAAGGCCGACCAGAGCAGAGGAUAACCAUUGAAGCUUGCGGAUUAUUUGUCUACUUUUCACAUUCUGGAGAAUUUAGAUUAAAUCUGUGUGUUGAUAUCACUAGUUUGUGACCGAGUUGAGUUAAUUCAACGGUUUAUAUUUCGCUCUACGGUUGAGACGCCGUCGUGUUUUUUUCAUCAAGAUCAAGAACACUGACUGCAUCAUCAUGUUGAAAUCGUUUUAACUGACGCGAAUGUAGAUUACAGCUGUCUGGCAUCUAUUCCAUCCACGCUCUGGCUGCCUCUGCGUUCUAUCAAUAGGGAUGCAUCUAUUGAUACUUAGUUCCAUUUGAUAGGUAAUCUGUUGCACUACUGUUGUUUCCCUAUGUUAUUGACUGCUCUUAAAACAAACAAAUGGACAGAUCCAGAAUCACGAGGGGAUCUCGAAUGUUAGUAAUCUAGCUGCUUGCAUCGUGUGUUCUAACACACUCGGCAUCUUCCAAAAUCACAGGUGUGUGUGAUGGUAGCAUUCGGUGUGUAAGGCCUGUGAGAGGAGACCCACUGCCUCCUCCCCUUCAGGAUGUCUGAACCCCAGACACCAACAUGGCCACAGGGCACAGAGUGUGUGGCCAAAUACAACUUUAAGGGCACCACAGAGCAGGACCUGCCCUUCAACAAAGGAGAUGUCUUAACCAUAAUCGUGGUGACUAAGGACUCGAAUUGGUACAAAGCCAAGAACACAGGAGGUCAAGAAGGCACCAUCCCAGCUAACUAUGUCCAGAAGAGGGAAGGGGUGAAGCAAGGGGGCAAGCUGAGUCUAAUGCCAUGGUUCCAUGGUAAGAUAACUAGGGAGCAGGCUGAGUGUCUCCUGAUCCCCCCAGAGAUGGGUCUGUACCUUGUGAGGGAGAGCACCAACUACCCUGGGGACUAUACUCUGUGUGUGAGUUGCGACGGCAAGGUGGAGCACUACCGCAUUGUCUACAAGGAGGGAAAGCUCAGCAUCGACGAGGAGGCGUUCUUCGAGAACCUCAUGCAGCUUGUUGAGCACUAUACCAAAGAUGCAGAUGGUCUCUGCACCAAACUGAUCAAGCCGAAGCUGGAGGAGGGUACUGUGGCAGCCCAGGAUGAGUUCUCCAGGAGCGGCUGGGCUCUCAACAGGAAGGAAAUCAAUAUCCACCAGUCCAUUGGGAAAGGAGAGUUUGGAGAUGUAAAGGUGGGAGACUACAGAGGGACCAAAGUAGCAGUGAAGUGUAUCAAACACGAUGCUACAGCACAGGCCUUCAUCGCUGAAGCUUCAGUCAUGACGCAACUGAGACACAAUAACCUGGUCCAGUUGCUAGGUGUCAUCGUUGAGGAGAAGGGAAGCCUGUUUAUCGUCACUGAGUACAUGGCCAAGGGCAGUCUAGUGGACUACCUACGCUCCAGAGGUCGGACAGUGCUGGGUGGGGAUUCCCUACUCAAGUUCUCAGUUGAUGUGUGUGAGGCCAUGGAGUAUCUGGAGGCCAAUAACUUUGUUCACAGAGACCUGGCAGCCCGUAAUGUUCUGGUGUCAGAUGAUAACAUCGCCAAGGUCAGCGACUUCGGCCUGACCAAGGAGGCUUCCUCUAAUCAGGACACAGCCAAACUGCCCAUCAAGUGGACCUCACCAGAGGCCCUAAGGGAAAAGAAAUUCUCCACCAAGUCAGACGUGUGGAGCUAUGGGAUCUUGCUGUGGGAGAUCUACUCCUUUGGACGAGUGCCUUACCCCAGAAUUCCUCUAAAGGACGUGGUACCACGCGUGGAGAAGGGCUACAAGAUGGAUGCCCCAGACGGUUGUCCUGAGGUGGUGUAUGAAGUCAUGAAGCAGUGCUGGACCCUGGAUCCCCUGGUGCGGCCAUGCUUUAGAGUCCUCAGGGAGAAACUGCAGCAUAUCCUAGCCAAGGAGCUCUACCUGUGAUGGAAUAGGAAGAGGAGGUGAAAGGGGAAGUGGACAAGGAUGGCUCUCCUUUCAUUGAGGGAGAAAUAGGACGGACAAGGAUUGCUUUUCUUUCAUGAUGGGACCGAAAGCCUGACAUUAUCAAGACCUCAGAGAUCCUCCUUCCUCUCUUAUAAAAAAGUUUUUGAUUGACAUUAGAUUGUGUUAAAGUUUAUUUGUUUUAUAAAUCUCAUUCUGUUGAAAUGUUGUUGCCACAUGUUGGCAUUUCCACUUUUUUUUUUACACCCCCCCACACACACACCUCAGGGUUGCCUGUAUGUCUGUUCUACAGUACAUUAGUGGUUGUAUCGGUCUGGCCGACUAGUGUGUACUCCAGUGUCAAACAAACCCACCCGGGACUGUUGUGAGGUACUAUACCCCUUUCACAAAAUCGUACCGACCAUAACCAUACCGUGCUGGCUCUGAUAUUUUCUUUUCACAUGGUCCUUUCCAGCAGUUACAUGAAAGAUGACGGAUACGUAGCCUGGCCGGUGCAGUUCGGCUUGGCUCGGCUAGUGUGAAUCAACCCCAAGUCAGGCAAUACACUUCCCGUGUCCCUGCUCUCUACCCAUACAGUGUAAGUAAGAUUGUUACCCCAGUUAAAUACGAUCUGUGCCAAAUGCCUCCAGAACACAGGGCUAUCCCCACAGAUACUUCACUCCUCCUCUACACGCUUGCCUUUUAAUUUUUUUUGUUUCUUUUAUGUUUUAUGCAUUUGUUUGUUUUUGUUACACAUCCUCCUCUCUUAUUGCCACAAGUGUUCAUCUCACAUUUAUCAAACUGGAAAGCAGAAUAAAUCCUCCACUAAAAAGUUACUGAAUUCAACAUGUCAGGACGACGUGUAACAUGACGGAGAGAUUGAGAUUGCAUGGAUACAGAGGGAAAAGAAGAAGCCAUUCUGGAGAGAUAAACUAAUGGCAAGUGUAACAGAUAAACUAAGGGCAAGUGUAUAGAAAUAAUUAAAAUGUAACAUGUACAUGUGAAAACAGUUCAGAAAUGAAAGCUGAAGGGAACCAUGCAUGUGGAACGAGAAGCCUUUUUUGUACCUUUUUAAAGUUUUUACUUUGCUGCCGUUAUGAUUAAAUCAUUCCACUUGAAAACGUUUUGAAAAAGUU
This is a messenger RNA of Oncorhynchus tshawytscha (Chinook salmon), 3156 nucleotides long. RefSeq names its product tyrosine-protein kinase CSK-like. Lineage: Eukaryota; Metazoa; Chordata; Actinopteri; Salmoniformes; Salmonidae. Gene Ontology annotation, molecular function: protein binding; ATP binding; protein tyrosine kinase activity. The transcript has 12 exons. Gene Ontology annotation, biological process: adherens junction organization; protein phosphorylation; regulation of Fc receptor mediated stimulatory signaling pathway. The record is from RefSeq and is a predicted model, not a curated record. The coding region runs from base 668 to 2023 and encodes 451 amino acids.